Molecule: messenger RNA, 2830 nt
Organism: Rhizophagus irregularis DAOM 181602=DAOM 197198
Lineage: Eukaryota; Fungi; Glomeromycota; Glomeromycetes; Glomerales; Glomeraceae
Source: RefSeq, a predicted model, not a curated record
UUAGCACAAACUUUUUUUAUAGGGCAUAAGUCAUUACAUUUCCAUACUUAAUCAAAUACAACCUCGUACGACCGAAAAAUUUGCGUAACUGUUAAUUCACUUUUUUUAUAAAUACCCUGGGAGAAUCAAAAUUCUAAUGAGUAAAAAUAAAACCGUACUAAUUAUUUUUUUUGUGUACUGAUCAUAUUACCACUGAUCAAGAGUCUAUUUUAUUAUUAAUCAUUUGAUGAAUUCGGAAAGGAUUUUACAAAAUUAUCUCCCAAAUGAAAUGAUGGUGUCAAUAAAUUGUUUACUCCUAGGAAUGACUUCUUUUGUUGAUACUUUUGUGGUUAACGUUGCUAAAGAAAGCGACAUUCAUGGUUCUUUGGUCAAAUUUGAUGAUUUAAAGAUUUCAGACCUCAAGUUUCUUGUCUAUAAUGAGAUUAAUCAUGAUAUUAAGUUUAAUUAUAAGUACAUUGACCUUUGGAAGGUUGACAUCGCUUACGGUGAAAGAGACAAACUUAAACAUGUUACUACCAAAGAUGAUAUUAUAGAAAAAUUUGGAGGCGAGCAGUUGAUACCCAUAUUCUUGGUUAAGAAAGUUUUUUUUGAACAAUUGCUUGUAGAUGAGAACAUUCACGUCAUCGUACAAUUAUUGCCCGCUGCUGCUGCAUCUCUUUCAUUUAAGGAAAUUAUUGAGGUUAUUAAAAAGAAUGCAUUAAAGGGUACACCUAAUUUGCCUGAUGUAUUAAGCAUGCCAUUGCAACAACGUAACUUCAAAGAGUCAAUGAGUUAUGUAAAUGAGACAAUAUACAAUAAUAUUACGGGCCGAGAUGGAAAAUCGAACUACUGGGUUCUUGUCAGUGGAGGAGCCCCGGGGAUAGGUAAAACUCGAUUUGGGCAGGAGCUUUUUAAUCAAGUCAGAAAAGACAUGCCUCAGUAUAUUCAGAAUAUUUACAAUGAUCGUAAAAUUCCUCAUGACAGAAGAAGAACUGACACACAUUUUGAAUACUUAUGUAUUGACUUCGGAAAUGGUCACAGACUUACUCGACAAGAUUAUGGCAUAGAUGCAUCAAUAAUUAUCGGCUUACGAAUUGCGCAUGCGUUUUUUAUUGAAAAAGAAUAUGGAAUGAGUUUUCAAGAAUUCCGCAUCGCACUUGAACAAUAUAGGGACAGCUUUAAUAAUUUUCAUUUUAAUGUUGUUAUCGGAGAAAUUCGCAAAGCCCUAAAUCUAUCCGAUAAACACUUAUUUUUCCUAUAUCUUCAUAUUGAUGAAUUUCAACUUAUUGAUUCAUGGGAUAAAGAGGAUAAGUCGAAUCCACCAACAAAACUCUUCUAUAAUAUGAUCCAUAAUAUUUCGGAAUUUAUGCUUAAAUCCGCUUUACCCGCCUUUGUCCAACCAUUCCUUUCAGGGACCGCUCCACUGGCUGUCAUUGAACAAAAAGAAGCUUCAAGAAUUUCAUUCGUGUUUGUUGAUUGUCCAUUAUUGAACGAUCAAUCCAUUAUUCGGAUUACGGAUCAUUUUGCAGAAAAAUUCAAUGCGGGAAUUGCAAACUAUGCAUAUAAAUGGAAAUAUUGUCGUCAAAUGCUUCAGCUUCUGAGGGAUACUGGUGGGUUGCCACGCGCACUUCAACGACUCUUUAUCGUCUGCUUUGGAGCAGAUGGUAAACAGGGGAGAGAAUUUUUUGAGAAACUUGAAAAAAAAGAUAUUAAGUUUGUGGACUAUUUCAUCAAAGUCAAGGACAGUCUUGAUAAACAGUAUGGCAUAAAAGACUAUGUUGAAAACAACAGAAAUGUUGCUAUGAAGCUCAUAUAUUUUUGCAUUGAAGGUAUUGCCAUUGACCCUAAUAAAUGUUUGGAUGAUAAUAAUCCAGCUCUUACAAUCAGAAGCCUAGAACGUGAUAAACAUAUUAUUCUCUCCUCUGUUGAACAAUCUGCCGGAUGCAAUUUGUUCCUUAUUAAUAUGCCCUUCUAUUUUAUCUGUUUAUAUAAUGACGUUCUGUGUAUUGUUAAACCUACACUUGUUCACUUGUUCUAUGAUGAACGCAUGUAUUGGGAAGAAUGGGAGGUGUUUGUGGCAUACCAUGAAGCAUUUCAAAAACAUGAUGGUAAAAUAAUAGACUGGCAGAAUGGUAAUGUAGUAGUUAUCAAUGGUAGUAGUGCUCCGUUUGCUGACGUGUUUCUUGUCAGAAAACUUGUGCAUAUUGAAUUUAAAAAAUUCCUAAUGUCGAACCAGUGCAAAUGGGAUUACGUUUCAAUAAAGAUGCCCGAAAGUAAAGUUGAAGAAGAAGAUGAGAAAAAUCCAAAGAGUUUUUAUACUGCUGUUGAUGAUGAUGAUGAUAAUUAUAUUCUUAUUACAAUUAUUUUUACUUCGCAACCAUAUAAGAAGGAAAAGCAUGUAUCAGGUGUUUUGGUAAUUUCAAAAGAGGAUUUUAAAAAACACUUUGGACCCGUUUUUUCCUCUCGGGCAUCAUUUGCCAUUACCGGAGAUGCAAAUCCCAACUUUUGGGAAAAAAAUAGGUUGAAAAAUGUUCUUUACGGUAUUGGCGAUGCCUCGAUUGAUAAUGUAAUCAAAAAACGGCCAUAUUAUAGCGAUGAAGAUUAUUAUAUCAAAAAUCCAGGGGCUAAAAAAAUGCCAAAAAUGGAUUAUUUCCCAUUUGACGUGUCAGAAAUUUUAGAUAUCGAAAACCGAUGAUUGAUGUGAACCAACAACUCCAACAAAUGAGAUGAUGCAAUGACAAACGCACGCGCGGGUUACCAAAGGGUUCAUACUAAUAGUAAUCAUGUACACCUUGUAUAUUAAACUAUUAAAAAAUAAGAUUUUUUUGCGUUUACGAAAAAUUUAUUUGAU